CGACCCUCUCCCCGGCCCCCGUCUCCCCUCCCCCGCCUCGCCCCACCGGCUUCCCACCACGGCCUCUCUCGGCGAGGAAACUCUGGCCUCCGCUUCCUCCUCCUCCGACUCGGACACCGGCGGAGCCUCCCCGCCCCCGCGGAAGAAACCCCGAGCCUCGGCGGCGGAGGGAGCAGGAGAGCCCGGGGCUUCGGCAGGCAGAGCAGGCCUCUCUCCUCCGUCCUCGUCCUCCUCGUCCUCGUCCUCCUCCUCCUCCUCCGUGGUGGUAGUGGUGGGACUCCCCCCGGCUGCUACCCCUUCUGCCGCCGCUGCCGUCCCCCACCGAAGUAGCGGCCACAGCCUGGUCAGCGGCAGCAUCAUGCAGGCCAACGGGGCAGGAGGAGGAGGAGGAGGUGGUGGCGGCGGCGGUGGAGGAGGAGGGGGCGGCGGGGGCCAGGGACAGACCCAGGAACUCGCUUGUCUGUCGGCCCAGAACGGGGAGUCGUCCCCUUCGUCGUCGUCGUCCGCGGGGGACCUGGCCCACGCCAAUGGGCUCCUGCCUUCCGCCCCCUCUGCCGCCAGCAACAAUAGCAACAGCCUGAAUGUCAAUAACGGGGUUCCCGGCGGGGCGGCCGCCGCAGCCUCAGCCACAGUCGCAGCUGCCUCCGCCACCACCGCCGCCGCCUCCUCUUCCUUGGCCACCCCAGAACUGGGCAGCAGCCUCAAGAAGAAGAAGCGGCUCUCCCAGUCAGACGAGGAUGUCAUUAGGCUAAUAGGACAGCACUUGAAUGGCUUAGGGCUCAACCAGACUGUUGAUCUCCUCAUGCAAGAGUCAGGAUGUCGUUUAGAACAUCCUUCUGCUACCAAAUUCCGAAAUCAUGUCAUGGAAGGAGACUGGGAUAAGGCAGAAAAUGACCUGAAUGAACUAAAGCCUUUAGUGCAUUCUCCUCAUGCUAUUGUGAGGAUGAAGUUUUUGCUGCUGCAGCAGAAGUACCUAGAAUACCUGGAGGAUGGCAAGGUCCUGGAGGCACUUCAAGUUCUUCGCUGUGAAUUGACGCCGCUGAAAUACAAUACAGAGCGCAUUCAUGUCCUUAGUGGGUAUCUGAUGUGUAGCCAUGCAGAAGACCUACGUGCAAAAGCAGAAUGGGAAGGCAAAGGGACAGCUUCCCGAUCUAAACUGUUGGACAAACUUCAGACUUAUUUACCACCAUCAGUGAUGCUUCCCCCACGGCGUUUACAGACUCUUCUGCGGCAGGCAGUGGAACUACAAAGGGAUCGGUGCCUAUAUCACAAUACCAAACUUGAUAAUAAUUUAGAUUCUGUGUCUCUGCUUAUAGAUCAUGUUUGUAGUAGGAGGCAGUUCCCAUGUUAUACUCAGCAGAUACUGACGGAGCAUUGUAAUGAAGUGUGGUUCUGUAAAUUCUCUAAUGAUGGCACUAAACUAGCAACAGGAUCAAAAGAUACAACAGUUAUCAUAUGGCAAGUUGAUCCGGAUACACACCUGCUAAAACUGCUUAAAACAUUAGAGGGACAUGCUUAUGGUGUUUCUUACAUUGCAUGGAGUCCAGAUGACAACUAUCUUGUUGCAUGUGGCCCAGAUGACUGCUCUGAGCUUUGGCUUUGGAAUGUACAAGUGAGUGAGUUCCAUCCUUGGUUCAGCCUUUUUAGUACAGCAAAGUUCAAGUCAAAAGAGCAAUUUUCUUCUGCUCAGGAUUUAGAUGGUAAUCUUCUUGACUCCUGGGAAGGGGUAAGAGUGCAAUGCCUUUGGUGCUUGAGUGACGGGAAGACUGUUCUGGCAUCAGAUACACACCAGCGAAUUCGGGGAUAUAACUUCGAGGACCUUACAGAUAGGAACAUAGUACAAGAAGAUCAUCCUAUUAUGUCUUUUACUAUUUCAAAAAAUGGCCGAUUAGCUUUGUUAAAUGUAGCAACUCAGGGAGUUCAUUUAUGGGACUUGCAAGACAGAGUUUUAGUAAGAAAGUAUCAAGGUGUUACACAAGGGUUUUAUACAAUUCAUUCAUGUUUUGGAGGCCAUAAUGAAGACUUCAUCGCCAGUGGCAGUGAAGAUCACAAGGUUUACAUCUGGCACAAACGUAGUGAACUGCCAAUUGCGGAAUUGACAGGGCAUACACGUACAGUAAACUGUGUGAGCUGGAACCCACAGAUUCCAUCCAUGAUGGCCAGCGCCUCAGAUGAUGGCACUGUUAGAAUAUGGGGUCCGGCGCCUUUUAUAGACCAUCAGAAUAUUGAAGAGGAAUGCAGUAGCAUGGAUAGUUGAUGGCGAAUUCGGAGCAGACGACUUCUGUUUAACUUAAAAUUAGUCGUAUUUUAAUGGCUUGGGAUUUGGUGCAAACAAACAUGAUUGAUAGCUGGACAGACAUGCUCGUCAUGAAAAAAGAACCAUUUCUGAAGCCCGAUUGGGGCCAAACAUUUACACCUUGCUUCAUAGUAACCAGUUGAGAUGAAGCACGUCGUUAGAACGUUGUUGGACACCAUGUUGAAUUAUCCCCCAUCGGUUGUGAAGAACUGUGCUACAUUCAGGCUUACCCAUUGAACUCAGUAUAUAUAUUUUUUUCCCUCCUGCCUUUUGUGUGGCAGGAUACCAUUCUUGUUGCUCUUCUGUGUAAUGAAGUUUAAAUGCUUGUUUGGAAAACUUUAUUUAACAGUUUAGAAGGCUUGAUAGAAAGAGUGCAUUAGUCUGAAGAGUAUACAUUGGAUAGGAAAGAAUUUCCUUCUUUUGUUUCUCCAAAUCUUUCCGCCUUAUUUAGCUUGAGAUCUUUGCAGCUUGGUUCAUGGAUUCUAGCCUUGCCCGUUGCGCAGUAUAUACUGAUCCAGAUGAUAAACCAGUGAACUAUGUCAAAAGCACUCUCAAUAUUACAUUUGACAAAAAGUUUUGUACUUUUCACAUAGCUUGUUGCCCCGUAAAAGGGUUAACAGCACAAUUUUUUUAAAAAUAAAUUAAGAAGUAUUUAUAGGAUUAAAGUGACUUCAUUUGUAUACAUUUGGAAUCUAAACCAGCUUAAAAACAGUUUCCUGACUUAGAUAUGCAGUUUAACUGAUCCUCUUCUGGAAUACCACAUGAGACAUGGUCAGAAACAGUCCUUGGAAGAACAUUACACAGGAAGUGCAGAAUAAUACUUUGAAGGUUUUCCCCUUUUUGUUUUAUUCCUGAAAGAACAUCAGUGCCCAAUCUUAAAUUCAAAAGAGAAUUUUAAAUAUACCGUGGAAAAUCAGUAGUCAGUUGGUUUCCAAUAAAGCUUGUUCCAAGUUGUUCUCAACUUGGGAAUUCAUUUUGGUGUGAUCUAGCAAGACGGUAGAAAUUGGCAGAUAUAACCACUUCAGUAGUUUAUAGUAUAAUUGAAAUUGUUAGAAGAAUUAAGCAAGUUACAAAAACAUACUUAAACUGGGAUUAAAAUCACAUAGUCAUUUCUCUUAAUUGCCCUUAAUAUUUUCAUAUAUAGAGAUACAUAAAUUUAAAGAAUAUUCCUUCUCAGUUUUUCAGAUAUUGCCAUAUCAAACCUCAUUCUAAACUGGUGCUGUGGAUAGUCUUUUCCUUUCCCAUCCCCUUUUAGUUAAAGGAAAGGUUUCCUUCAUGGAAAAACACUUUUAAUUUUGAGAAUUUCACAUUUAAAAUAAGCCAAAAGCCUGAUGUUCACAUUGUGCUUUUAAACCCACAACAGCUGAAUACAAUGUAGUCUCCCUUUCCCUCCCUUUUUCAGUAGAGGAUCAAUAGGGUGACUGUAGCUGUUAUGUUGGGGAGAGGAGUGGGAAUACCUCUGAAAUAAGGUUCUGGUGAAGAAAAAGUCUUAUACUAAAGUUCCCCUUUAGACCUAGCCAAGCCUAUAAUAUAUUAUUACCUUGAGUAGACACCUUUACAAUCCACAAGGAAGAGAAAAAAGGCUUGGGUAUCAAAUUCUUCCAUUAUAGUUUGGGGGCAGGGGAUGACAGCAGGGAGAAAGGGAAAAGUCAGGGAAGGGGAGAAGAAAGAAAAACACAUUUGGCCUUAAAAUAGCAUGCAUUCUCCCAAAACCAUAGUAAGAGAAAAUGACAGAUCGUGGUCAGCAGAUCAUUUUAUGAAAUUGGUAUGUAAAAGAUUUAAACUCCGUUUUGCAGAGGCCACCACUUAAGAAAAUCAAAGAACUCCUGUUUUGAUACUUCUGAGUUAGAAUAACUAUGUUAUAAUUUAUCUGGUACUUCAUUUUUCUUAACUAAAAUUACUUUCUACUUUAAGCUUGAAUAAAAAUCUUCAUUGGUAACUGUAUAUAAUUAAGUGGCAACUUAUCUUUACCUCAGUACAGUUAAAACCAUUCAUAUUUUAAGUGAUUCAUGUAUACCCUGAAGCCGUUAAUCCACCCCAGUCUCGACAGUAACAUCACUAACAAAAUGUGGGCAUAGAAACUCCACAGCUGUUUACAAAUUUGGUUACAGUGUGCUAUGGUACAUUAGUAACAUUCACUGAGAUUUCUGCCCAUUCAGGGGCAAUUUGGCACUCAGAUUCUACUGUCUACUUCACCCAGCCACCCCUAGAUCUGAGUUUUCAGUGUGCUUCUGAAGUACUUUAAAAAAGUGGACUAAAAGUGAGGCACAUUUUACAAGAACAUAACUCCUAUUAAAAUGGAGUAACAACUAUGCAAAGGUUUCUAUAGCAGCUAGAUGAGUUUGUUUUCCAGGUCUGUCUUAACUGGCAGCUUCCUAUAUAUACUGGUACUUUGCUGUGCCAAUUUACUAUAAACGUCUGUUUCAUACAUUUGCCAUGCAGUGACUAUGCUAGAAAGGUGAAAUAAAUGGUGAAGAAACCUAGGAUAAUAUGGUAUAAGAACGUGAUAGAAGGAUUUUCUAAUCCAUAGGUAUUAACUGAAAACUUAAUGAUAGUUCUAUAGACUCUAUAGUAGGCCUAAGAGUGAAAAUACUAUCAAGCCAGACACAAGAUACUAACAAAUGUAUAAACUGAAAAGUACCAAUACUUUUUGCACAUAGAUAAAAUACAGUGGAGAAUUUUUGGCUCCAAAAAUCAGGUUAGUAGGUUCAUUUCCAUGUGCUUAAAAAUGUUUUUGUUAUUGUUAUGCAUUGAAUAAGGGCUAGAGCAAGUAUGAAAUUAAAUGUCUUUUUCCUCCAAAUAAUUGGUUUUAAUGGUAAAAUGUUGGAUUUGGGGAUUACUGAGAUUGGUGUAUGGGGGUGGUGAUGAAGAAUUAAAGUGGGAGUUAGUUGGGAGGGAUAUCAAGGCCUUAGUUUUGGUUUUUAUAUUUUAUUAGUAUUCAUAACAGCUACAUUUCUUUUGCUCUUAUUGGCCAGAUAAAUAUAUUAAACCAGGUAAGUAGUUUAAGCAGGAAAUUUUAUUUCCAAAUAUCCCUACAAAUUGGCCCAUUUCAUUGGGUGGGAGAACAAAAAGGGAUUCCCUAACUUUAAGUAAUUUAUUUACCCUGUUAGUCAAAAGAUUAAAAAAUCCAAUCUUGUCAAUAUUUUCUUAACUUGAAAAAACACAAGUAAUUAUUAUAUGGUGAGUUUUAUUAUUAGGAGUGUUCUGCCUCUAGAGUGGCAUUCCAUGACAUUAAUAGAAAAUCCUUCUUUCCCACCCCUCCCCAUCUGAAAUUUUCUUUUUUAGAUGUUGGUUCCUGCAAACAAGAACUGACCCUAUCACCUCUGCCUCACAGUGGGUAAAUAUAUCGUACAUCUCUUGAAAGAGAAAUAUCCAUGUCAGUUUCUUUCACAGCAGAAGAAUGGCUGAUUUUGAUUGGGGAGGAAAGAAGACAUUUUUCUUAAUAUCCUUUUUGUCCCACCUCUAAAAUGUUAUAAGUAUUUUGAUUGAUUUUACUUUAAUUUCUUAUUUAGACUUUAGCAACUCUCCUUUUUGAGUUGCUCUCUGAAAGAUUGCUUCCACUUUAGAAACCAUAUCUGAUUUAAUAGAAACUAACUUUAAAAGAAGAGGUGAAUUUGCAUUUACACUUAGACACUUUCUAAGAACAGGGUGAACUUAAUUGAAAUUUUUCAGUGUUGUUAAGCUAUUGUUAUAGUAGCUGCCCUGUAGUUGCAAAACCUAUAAAAACCCAUCCCCUAUCUACUCAAUCCAGAUAGCCUGGAUUUAACAAAACUAAUAGUAUAAAAAUGUAUGUUUGUGUGUGUUGUGUUUAUGUAUGGGAGAGAGUACUUAAUUCACGAGAAGUCCUGGAAACGGCUGUUCUAGGUUCUUGCCAUUUUUACUAAAGGUCUUGUGCACAUGUGAAGUGCCCUCUCUGAGUUUAAGGUUUAGUUAAUACUGGUAUAUUUUUAUAAGAUUGAUACCGUGUCCCCAUCUUUAACUUAAAACAUUUUCAUUAUCAGGGUCAAUGUGCUAGAACUGAAUUGUAACAUUUUUAGGCACAGAUGGAAAAAAAUGUUAUUGGCUCCUUGAAAAUGUAUGUGUGUGGCGAGGGGAACAGAUCCACAAAAGCAUGUAUGUACUUAAAAACCAAGCUGUAGAGAUCAAGAAAAGAACUUAAGUGUUGAUCUCAAGAUUUCUAAAUUGUCAAGAUUUACAUGGCAUUGUGGUGGAACUAGUUAACACUUUAGAGCUUUUGGUAUGUAAUAACUAUUUGCAAUGGACUGAUUAAAUGUUUCAAAGGAUUGUGUUCUUAAAUUUGGGGGGGUUUGUUUUUGUUUGUUUUUUUUUAACUGCCUCUCAGAUUACAUUUAGUAGUUUAAAUUUCUUUGUUUUAUUUCAUUAAAGUAUAAAAAUUUCA
Messenger RNA from Otolemur garnettii (small-eared galago), 6695 nucleotides. It is a transcript of the gene WDR26, whose product is annotated as WD repeat domain 26. Gene Ontology annotation, cellular component: GID complex. The coding region runs from base 359 to 2257 and encodes 632 amino acids. The transcript has 14 exons. NCBI's taxonomy places the organism in Eukaryota, Metazoa, Chordata, Mammalia, Primates, Galagidae. Gene Ontology annotation, biological process: proteasome-mediated ubiquitin-dependent protein catabolic process. The record is from RefSeq and is a predicted model, not a curated record. Gene Ontology annotation, molecular function: protein binding.